This is a messenger RNA of Heteronotia binoei (common prickly gecko), 1869 nucleotides long. It is a transcript of the gene MLC1, whose product is annotated as modulator of VRAC current 1. The transcript has 12 exons. Gene Ontology annotation, biological process: regulation of response to osmotic stress. The record is from RefSeq and is a predicted model, not a curated record. The coding region runs from base 148 to 1287 and encodes 379 amino acids. Gene Ontology annotation, cellular component: endoplasmic reticulum; plasma membrane; cytoplasmic vesicle. NCBI's taxonomy places the organism in Eukaryota, Metazoa, Chordata, Lepidosauria, Squamata, Gekkonidae.
UAUGAAUAGGUCUUGUUGAAAGCCAAAGUGGAAGAGCAAACUUUUCAAAGGGAGCAUGAAUCACUAAACAGUGAGACUAACCAAGUACAGACAACUCUACCCACAGAACUAUUUGAAGUAGACUGUUAUAUAGUACAUUUAAGCAUUAUGACCAAGGAAGACACUUAUAGGGAAGAAUUUAGUUAUGACAGGAUGCCAACGUUGGAACGUGGAAAGCAAGAAAAUGGAAAUUAUGUUUCAGAUAUGAAAUCUAGUGAUCUUCAACUGUCAAAGCGAUUUCACCCUUGCUUUAGUUAUAGAACUUGGAUCUAUUCUUUACUGAUGGGGACUUGCAUUCUUGUUACCGCUGGAUUUUCGCUUUAUUUGGGGAAUGUUUUUCCAUCUGAAAUGGAUUACUUACGCUGUGCAGCAGGCUCAUGUAUUCCUACAGCAGCUGUAAGUUUUGCCAUAGCCAGAAACAAAGUUAACAUGAUACCCAAUUUUCAGAUGCUCUUUGUGUCUACAUUUGCAAUUACAACCACAUGUUUAGUUUGGUUUGGAUGCAAACUUGUCUUGAAUCCUACAGCAGUAAAUAUAAACUUCAACUUGAUUCUCCUAAUUCUACUGGAAAUUUUCAUGGCAACUACUGUAAUAAUUUCAGCUAGAUCAAAUGAGGAAUGUUGCAGGAGGAAAAAAAUGACUGUAUAUGACAGUACUGGCACAUUGAAUAAUAUCAGUUUUCCUACACGGAUCUUGAAAUCAUACUCGGUCAUUGAAGUGAUAAUUGGCAUUUCUGCUGUGUUUGGUGGAAUAAUUGCGUUGAAUAUGGAUGUGCUGGUCUCCGGCCCAUAUCUUUCAGUAACUUUCUUUUGGAUCUUAGUGGCUUGUUUUCCCAGUGCCAUCGCAAGUCACGUGACUGCUGAAUAUCCAAGUAAAUGUUUGGUAGAGGUCCUGAUUGCCAUAAGCAGUGUCACUUCCCCAUUAUUAUUCACAGCUUCUGGAUACUUGUCCUUCAGUAUCAUGCGAACGGUUGACAUCUUUAAAAAUUAUCCACCAGCUGUUAAACAGUCUUAUGAUGUUCUCCUGCUACUUCUAAUGCUGAUGCUGUUGGUCCAAGCGUUCCUGACCACAGGCACUGUCAUACAGUGUGUAAGCUUCAAGGCAAAAAUGAAAUGGCACGAUUCCUUGUGGGUUGUGCCACAAAUAAGCAAACAGGAGUAUAAAACAACAGAGGUGUCCAAUAAUAGCAUGAAGGAUUUUGACAAAGAAAAGGCUUGGAAAGCUGUCGUUGUACAGAUGGCCCAAUGAUCCGGGUUUAGGAAAUGGAAUCAGGAAGCUUGUUGGAUUUAGGCACGCUAACCUUUGAAUUUAUAGAUACCACAGUCACAAAGUCGAUUGUGUCGCAGCAGUCCCACUGAUUACUUCAGCAUGAUUUGAAGACUGCUGUGCCUAGUCAGAAUAUUAACACAAAGAAAUAACACCUUACUUUAAUCCAUUUUUGUGUGCCUUUCCAAUAGCAUGGGCAUUUGUAUAGUUUCAAGUCUGGGAUACAACUCGCUGCAAGAAACGUUUCACUGAAUGUUAAUUAGCAUCUUAAUCGUAGCUUUUGGGGGGGAAGUUGCAACAAGACUUUACAACCUUGAAGACAUUCAUCUGAAACGUAGCCAGUCUGAAUAGUUAUACAUAAGUAACAAUAAGUGAUAGGUCUUGCUUAUUAUGACCAACUAAUAUAACUGCUAGUAUGCAGUUAAUAGAAUACAUGCUUUUGUAAAGUUAUGGCUGCCUAGUAUAACUGAUGCUUUUGCUUAUGUUUCACAUUUGUAGAAGUUAUCGAGAAUCCCUUAUUACUUUUUUUGUAUAAAAUAAAGCCAUUAUCAAAAGAGGAGCAUA